AUGUCAGAAGAGAUGAAUCUAUCAAUAAAUGGACAGUCUCAGAUCCCUCCUGGUUUUAGAUUCCAUCCCACAGAAGAAGAGCUUCUUCACUAUUACCUCAGAAAGAAAGCGGCUUACGAAAAGAUAGACCUCGAUGUUAUUCCUGAAGUUGAUCUUAACAAGCUUGAGCCCUGGGAUAUUCAAGAUAAGUGCAAAAUAGGAUCCACCCCACAAAACGACUGGUACUUCUUCAGUCACAAGGACAAAAAAUACCCAACGGGGACCAGAACUAAUCGUGCAACGGCUGCCGGAUUCUGGAAAGCUACUGGACGUGAUAAGAUCAUACAUAGUAGCUUUAGAAGAAUUGGGUUGAGGAAGACAUUGGUGUUUUAUAAAGGAAGAGCUCCACAUGGUAAAAAAUCUGAUUGGAUUAUGCAUGAAUACAGGCUUGACGAUAACAACAAUACCCUUCACUUUAAUGCUUCCAAUCCCAUUGGAGACUCCAUGCCCGAAGAAGGUUGGGUGGUUUGUCGUGUAUUUAGAAAGAAGAAUUAUCAUAAAACCCUAGAGAGCUCUAAAAUCUCAUGCAACGAUGGGGAUCUAGAUCAGAUUUUCAUGCAUAUGGGAAAAACGUGCAAGAUGGAGAAUAAUGAUUCAUUGAACAUACCCAAAACCAACAAUCAUCUAAGAACGUUUGAUGGAUUGCAUGAAAGUUUUAUGCAUCUCCCGAUGCUGGAAAGCCCACCUCUCCCUUCUCUUCCGAUGAAAAAUCUGACUGACACUGAACCAUCUUCGAUCAAGCAAGGGGGCGGCGGUGGUGAUCAUCAAACGUUUUCAUCAGUCGAGAGCAAUAAUGAGUCCAUAAAUGGCGUUAACGACUGGGUCACCAUGGACCGACUCGUGGCGUCCCAGCUAAAUGGUCAAGUAGAGACAAGCAGGCAACUAUCAUGUUUUAGUGACCCUAAUGCGGUUUUCAGUCUCUGUAAGGAUGAUGAUAUUCAAUUAUCGAUCAUAAACUUGGACAGAUCAAAUCAAAACUCACAGGUUUUCAGCAACGAGGAUGAUCUAUGGAGCUUGACCAAGUCAUCGUCAAUGUCGUCGUCAUCAGAUCCCUUGUGCCAGUUGGUAUAA
Hibiscus syriacus is the source of this 1110-nucleotide messenger RNA. RefSeq names its product NAC domain-containing protein 43-like. The transcript has 3 exons. The record is from RefSeq and is a predicted model, not a curated record. Lineage: Eukaryota; Viridiplantae; Streptophyta; Magnoliopsida; Malvales; Malvaceae. Gene Ontology annotation, biological process: regulation of DNA-templated transcription. Gene Ontology annotation, molecular function: DNA binding. The coding region runs from base 1 to 1110 and encodes 369 amino acids.